AUGUUUCUCUCACGCUUCAGGAGCGACGACGAGGAGGAGGCCGAAGACCUGCUGGCCAGCUUCCUGCCCAUCCUCUUCCCGGACUCGACGACCACCUGCGUCGGCCAGCCGGGCCAGCAGCUCGUCUACUCGUCGCCGGCCUUUGGCGAGCUCGCCCUGACGAUCCCAGUCCAUCCGCGGGACCAGGCAAAGGGGAAGGCAGAGGCAGCAGAGGCGGCAGAGGCGCCGCGGGGGGAGGGAGUCGACCGGGCCUGCAUGCUGUUUGCGCACUUCCUCUGGGGCUCGAGCCUGCUGGUGACCGACGGCAUCGAGAGGGCCUCUUCUUCCUCUUCUUCUACUUCUUCUACUUCUAUUAAUUCCCCCUUUGAAGCUGCGGCUGAUGGUUCAGUAUGGAGCGUGAAGGGUCAUGAUAUCCUCGAACUUGGUGCAGGUGCCGCCCUGUCUUCCAUCGUCAGCGUGCUUGCCGGCGCAGAGUCCGUCACCGUCACCGACCACCCCCUCGCCCCGGGCCUGUACGGCUCGAUACAGGCCAACAUCGACCGGAAUAUACCCAAGCACCUCGCCCACCGCAUCUCCGUCCAGCCGUACCAGUGGGGGGUCCUCGGCCAGGGCGGCAGCGUCGACGAGGAGGAGCUCGAGACCGCGUAUCUCGACCAGAUGGCGGGCUUUGCGGCCGCCAACCGAGCACGGUUUAGCCGCAUCAUCUGUGCAGACUGUCUGUGGAUGCCCUCCCAGCACGAGAACCUGAUCCAGACCCUGCUCUGGUUCCUCGCGCCCUCUUCAGGUUCGCCUGCAGGCAUCGCAUGGGUCGUGGCAGGUUUACACACCGGCCGACAUAUCGUAGCCUCCUUCUUUCAAAAGGCCGUCUCUGCCGGUCUGAAGAUCGAGAAGAUAUGGGAGCGAGACAUGAAUUCUACCGAGGGAGAGACGACGAGGGAGUGGAAGCCCGUUCGAGAGGACGAAGGGCCGGAGAACAGAGCUCGAUGGUGCAUCGUGGGCUUGCUCAGCAGGUAG
Trichophyton verrucosum HKI 0517 is the source of this 1014-nucleotide messenger RNA. RefSeq names its product nicotinamide N-methyltransferase, putative. Gene Ontology annotation, molecular function: protein-lysine N-methyltransferase activity. The record is from RefSeq and is a predicted model, not a curated record. Lineage: Eukaryota; Fungi; Ascomycota; Eurotiomycetes; Onygenales; Arthrodermataceae. The transcript has 2 exons. The coding region runs from base 1 to 1014 and encodes 337 amino acids. Gene Ontology annotation, biological process: peptidyl-lysine dimethylation.